Meloidogyne enterolobii is the source of this 732-nucleotide messenger RNA. NCBI's taxonomy places the organism in Eukaryota, Metazoa, Nematoda, Chromadorea, Rhabditida, Meloidogynidae. The record is from the annotation of a GenBank genome assembly.
UCUUUAGUUGACCGGACUGAUGUGCUAUCCAUUACACCAUGCCGCUUCCUGACAGCUUUAGAAUUAGAUAGCUUUGUUGAUUUUACAAUGGGGGAAUACGCAAGCAUGCUUUUACUGAGCUCUAUUGAGAAUCCUUCGGUUUCUAGCGAAAAUCAUUACCACUCCUGCCAUAAUAUGAAUAAACAAAAAUUGCCUUCCUCUCUUAAAAUCGAGGAACCAGGCCCAUAGCCAGGAAGGUUUCCUUUCCCAUAUAAUUUUCCUGACUACGGGCCUGCAGCGCUUUGCUCUCACAGAACGGAUUUUAUCAAAGCAGGCGCAAUAUUACGAAAACACGGCAAGUCGAAUAAAGCGACUAGGGGAACGCAGCUUUCCCCCCUUCAUUUUCUCCCCCUUUUUUGUCGAAUUUUUAUUUAAUUAUUUUAUUUUUAGAUUACUUAUAAUUUACUGGAUUUCAAUUUUGUUUGAAUCUCUCACUUGUUUAAAUUUUCAAUUAGCCAUAAUAUGAAUAAACUGCCUUCCUCUCCCAAAGUUUCAGUACUAGCCAAUAAUGCAUUGUUUCCACCUUCUGAUGAAUCCGACGAUGAGGAAAAAGAUGUAAAAGUGGAGCAUCAACAAUUGCCGUCGUCUUCUUCUACUAAAGUUUCAGUGGAUGGGAACUCCUUAGGGUCUUUUUGCAGACAUUUUAUUCAUUAUGUACACACAGCUCUUCCUCAUUUACUCUAUUUCCCUUAG